Molecule: messenger RNA, 2123 nt
Organism: Owenia fusiformis
Lineage: Eukaryota; Metazoa; Annelida; Polychaeta; Sabellida; Oweniidae
Source: the annotation of a GenBank genome assembly
AUGACAAUUCUUAGGGUUUUAAUAAGUUUGGGAAUUCUUGGAACUAUUUCUUAUGCUCAGCAAUGUGACACAAGCAGAGCUGUAAAAUUAUGUGCUGAUAUCGUCUUUGCCUUUGAUACAUCAUGCAGUGUCUCAGAUGAAACAAAGGAUGGUGUUAAGACUUUCCUUGAUGAUUUCGUUGGCUUGUUCGACUCGGUUGGCAAACCAAACCUUCCAGCGGGAGAUAGGGAUCCCACCUUCACUCAGUUCGGGAUGUUAGCUUAUGACUUAGGGGCACGUAAAAUAUUUGGUUUUGGUGAUCAACCAUCAAAGGAUGCUGUCCAGGGAGCCAUUGAUGAGUUCGACCACGCCGCCGCUGAUUGUAAAACAACCACACAAGAUGCUCUAAUUAUGGCCAGGGAGGAAUUCUUUACGUCAGGUACCCAAGAUGAUCGUACACCUAAUAUCCUUGUGCUUCUAACAGACGGACGAACGCAGCCGCAGAAAUUUAUUGAUGAUACGGAACUCGAAUUGGAAAAAUUCAAUAUGAUGAAUAACACGUAUCUGUUUGUGGUUGUUUUGCCUAAUAAGAACGAUAAAACGGAAUUUGCCGAUACAUUGGAGCAACUUGAGAUGUUGGCGCCCUCAAAUAAUCGAUUUAGCUAUCUUGAGGCUGAAAGUACUGACGCGUUGGCUGCCGAUGUUCGGGAAAGAAUAGCUGGAUUCGACCCAUGUCCACAAUGUGUAGGUGAUGAUCCAUGCCCGGACACACCCCUUGACAUCCUUCUUGUCCUUGACCAUUCCAAUAGUAUCGGAUAUGAUGAUUUGAGAGAACUCCGUCGAGCGAUGGUUGAACUUGUCGAGACAUUUGUGGGUGUAGGCGAUCUUGUGAAGUUCGCACUUAUGACAUAUAACAGAAAGGUCGAAACGCUGUUGUAUUUCAACAGCACAGAAAGCAACUCAUUAGACGGAACGUUAAAGGUGUUGGAAGAAAUGUCCCUAAAACAAGGUAAAGAUACACGCACAGACCUCACACUAGAGCUUGCAAAUGGUAAAAUAUUCACCAAGGCCUAUGGAGAUCGUCCAGAAGCUGCAAAUGUCUUGGUCCUUGCAACCGAUGGCCGGACAAUGAAGAAGAAAUUCCAAAAGAACACACUGAGAGCUGCGGCUGCUCUUAAAGCUCGUGAACCGCAUAAGAGUGUCAACAUAUUCCUAUUAGGUCUACCAGCACGUAGGAAGAAGAACAUUGACGUACAGAUUAAAGAAUGGAACGAAAUUCCCUCUGCACCACUUGAAGAGCAUUUCAAAGAAUUCAAACAAUUUUCUGACAUUAUACCAUAUAUAGCUCAAUUACAAGGGCAGAUUUGCGAUGAUCAACAAGUCUUUGAAAUGGCAUAUUCCGAAUUUGUUGCACAAAAUCCAAUAAUGGAAAACGGUGAAUAGAUUCUGAAGCACAAGGAAGAAAUGCUGAUAUUUAUUUUCAUGAAUUACUACAUAUUAUGUCAUUCGGGAGGUGUUAUUCAAACAAAUUCAAACAAUAUAGGAAAAUCGACUCUUACAUCGUGCAUUUAGAUUGAAACAUUUUGAAGCUGACAACAUUGUAUGAGUCUCAUCGUGCCCCCAUUAUUCCCGCGAGCGAGAACAUCAACUAUAAACGAUUGCAGAGUUAAAGUAGAUCGGAAUAAAAUUGUUCAAAACUGAAAGAGAUGUUCGUAUUCACGUCUAAGAAUCAUUUUUUCUCAAACGUAAAUAUUUAAAGAUUUUGAUUUCUCUUGGUUACCAAAUUAAUACAUUAUGUAGCUGGAGAUGAUGAGCUAAGACUUAUAAAAAAGGGGACCAAUCCAGUGCAGCGACUAUAUUGUCACAAUAGUCAAAACUUGAGGUUGAGUCGUAACAUUUACAAGCUGUUGCGAAUUCAUUGUACAAAAUAAAGUCGAUUUUUCUCAAAACAUACCAAAUUGUCCUGUUAGAUGUUUUCAGAUAGCGUUCAUGUUCAAGAAAUUGGUAUCAUACGAAAUAUAAAUACCAAUAACUUUCAUUUGAAAAGGUAUAUAAAAUCAAAUUUUUACUUGACUAAGUCGUGACUGUUUAGCAAUAUUAUACGAAUAUUUAAUUCUUUUAAGGUGAAUACCUGUGCAUCUUUC